Molecule: messenger RNA, 999 nt
Organism: Phaeoacremonium minimum UCRPA7
Lineage: Eukaryota; Fungi; Ascomycota; Sordariomycetes; Togniniales; Togniniaceae
Product: putative fad-binding domain protein
Exons: 2
Coding region: 1-999 (332 amino acids)
Molecular function (GO): FAD binding
Source: RefSeq, a predicted model, not a curated record
AUGCUUAUUGAAGCUGAUAAAUGCCAGGACGAGACAGUGAUGGUUGACGCCAUUUGCGGCAGUGGCUUUACCGCCUACAAUGCCGUUACCGGAGAACAGACUGAGCACAUAGUACCAGAAGGUCUGUCCUCACGCGGCGGCAAGACCAUAGGUAUAGCUCGAGGAGAGAUGCGUAAGGUGUUUGCAGAGGGCUGUGAAGACCAUAUCGAAUGGUCUAAGCGUGUUACUGGGUAUGAACUGACUGAUGAUGGCGUGAGGGCAAUAUUCUCUGAUGGCUCGAAGUCGGUCGAAGGUUCGAUGCUUGUCGGUGGCGAAGGAAUCUACUCCAAGGUUGCAAAGCAACUCUCGGGAGGGAAGCUGAAGGUCUAUGACACGGGAGCCCGUGGCAUUCACGGCCAAGCCCCAACAACAGCUUUCAAAGGACUCGGCGAAGGAGUCUUUAGGCUGCGAGAUGACACACGGCCCGACGGUGCCAUCUUCAUAAUCACAAAUGUUCGCGCUGGUGAUAUGGACGACCCGAAUGUCAAUUUUGGAUGGACCAUGGGUGGCCAGCCAGGGGUCAUCCGUGCACCCAAUGAUGACUACUCCAUUGUGGGCAAAAAGGCUGCGGAUCUAGCCAAGUCACUCACGAAAGACUGGCAUCCUCGCUUCAAGCCCCUCUUCGACGAGAUGAAUGAGUCGGAAGCCGCGUUUUGGAAAAUUACCUGUUCUACGCCGAGUGGUGUUCCCGAAUGGCCUAAUGAGCCUCGCGUCACGGUCCUUGGAGAUGCCGCGCAUUCAAUGACUCCUGCUGGAGGCAUUGGAGCCAACACUGCCGUACAAGAUUCAGCUCUUCUUGGUAGAUUGCUCCGCGAAGCUGGUGGUUAUAAGCCUGGCGUCACUGCUGCCUACGAGAAGGAAAUGAGGAUAUAUGGCAGUGCGGCUGUCCAUCAGAGUUACACCAUGGCCACCGCCCAAUUUGGUGUUACUAUUGAUGAAGAAAACGGCCCUACAGUGUGA